Molecule: messenger RNA, 814 nt
Organism: Paecilomyces variotii
Lineage: Eukaryota; Fungi; Ascomycota; Eurotiomycetes; Eurotiales; Thermoascaceae
Exons: 3
Coding region: 124-633 (169 amino acids)
Source: RefSeq, a predicted model, not a curated record
AGGCAAUGGACAUUAUUAUUGAGCCGCGCAUCGUGAUUGACUGGUAGAUUCGGGGAUUGUAAUCAUUUUUGCAAGAAUUAACUAUCUGAUCAGCGAAGAUAGCAUUGUGCCCUUGCCUCGAGAAUGUCCAUUGCGGGAUUGGGAGCGUAUAUAAAAAGAAUGUCAUAUAAGGAAAGAGGCCAACGCGAUAGACAAUUUGAGAUAGGAUCUUCGAGAAAAGUGGCCCUAGCACUAUCAGGUUGGAAGAUCAAGCAACUCGACAAAGCUCCUUCAUCAUCGACUUGGACUCAUAAAAUUAAAUAUGGUGACCCAAAGAGGACGAACUCUAGGUCUUUGCAUCCGAAUUUGUUUGAGCACCAGUUCGGAUGUCCCGGAGAGCCUACCCCUUCCGAGGACUUAAGUAGAACUCAGGAACAGGGCUGCAUUCCACCCGCCGAGUUUCAAAUGGAGAAAGCACGAAGGCAAAUCUCCAAUAUGUCGUUUCCAGUAUUAUACCUUUUAGUUUCGUCCCUCAUUGUAAUAGUCGCAUAUAUCGUCCCUCCAGCUGGUCAUUUCUGUCCGCCACCAAGAAUGAGAUUGACUCCAAGGAAUACGAGGUGCGGACGCGGUAUAUUCUGUCGACUACUCCACUGAUCGAUGGUCACAAUGACCUCCCACAUCUAAUGCGAGAGCAGCUCAGAAACAAGAUAUAUCUAUUUAGUUCCAAAGAUGGGGUUUGCAGUCGCACUGACAUUGCCAAAGUGACGAAGGGCCUGAUGGGAGAGCAGUGACAACGCAGGCUGCACCGGUUGAACCUGGAAUUAACGAUCCAAAA